UUUCUUUUUGUCCGAACGCCAUCGCGCUCGUUUCGUGUCGUGGGUGUCUCUCUCUACUCCCUACAAAGAGACCACCAAAUCCUCCCCCCACAAAAACAUUUCUCUCCCUCGAUUGCUACCGCUGCCUCCCCCUUUCCUCCCCUCCCGCCGCGGCCUUCUUCUAGGGUUCCCCCCGCCGCCGCCGCCGCCGCCCGAUCCGAGGCAGAUGCAGCCGGCAGCCAUGGCGCCGCCGCCGCCGCCCCAGCCCGCGUCUAACUCAGGGGAUCCGCUCUACCCGGAGCUCUGGCGAGCGUGCGCCGGCCCGCUCGUCACCGUCCCGCGCGUUGGCGACCUCGUCUUCUACUUCCCGCAGGGUCACAUCGAGCAGGUGGAGGCGUCCAUGAACCAGGUCGCAGGAAACCAGAUGCGCCUCUACGAUCUGCCCUCCAAGCUGCUCUGCCGCGUCCUCAAUGUCGAGCUCAAGGCGGAGACGGACACGGACGAGGUCUACGCGCAGAUCAUGCUCAUGCCAGAGCCCGAGCAAAACGACAUGGCAGCCGAGAAGGCUAGUUCUGGGUCGGGCGCCACGCUGCCAAGGCCAGGAGUCAGGUCCUUCUGCAAGACGCUCACGGCUUCUGACACCAGCACACACGGUGGCUUCUCUGUGCUGCGCCGGCACGCUGACGAGUGCCUCCCUCCCCUGGAUAUGACCCAGUCGCCUCCCACACAGGAGCUAGUGGCGAAAGAUCUGCAUGGCAUGGAGUGGCGCUUCAGACACAUCUUUCGCGGGCAACCUAGGAGGCAUCUCCUUCAGAGCGGUUGGAGUGUGUUUGUUAGUUCCAAAAGGCUUGUCGCUGGGGACGCCUUCAUUUUCCUCAGAGAAAAUGGCGAGCUUCGAGUUGGUGUUAGGCGGGCUAUGAGACAGCUAUCUAACGUGCCUUCUUCAGUGAUAUCUAGCCAAAGCAUGCACCUCGGAGUCCUUGCAACUGCAUGGCAUGCUAUCAACACGAAAAGUAUGUUCACCGUGUACUACAAACCUAGGACAAGCCCUUCAGAGUUCAUCAUACCAUAUGAUCAAUAUAUGGAGUCAGUAAAAAACAAUUAUUCUAUUGGGAUGAGGUUCAGGAUGAGGUUUGAAGGGGAAGAGGCACCGGAGCAGAGGUUUACUGGUACUAUAGUUGGUUGUGAAAAUCUGGACCCACUAUGGCCUGAAUCCAGUUGGAGGCACUUGAAGGUGCGUUGGGAUGAGCCUUCUACUAUACCGCGUCCAGAUAGGGUCUCUCCUUGGAAGAUAGAGCCUGCCUCAUCACCUCCUGUUAACCCCCUUCCUCUUUCUAGAGUCAAAAGACCUAGACAAAAUGCUCCUCCGCCUUCAUCUGAAUCAUCUGUUCUCACGAAAGAAGGUGCAACUAAGAUUGAUAUCGAUUCUGCUCAAACACAACAAAAUCCAAACUCGGUCUUGCAAGGCCAAGAGCAGGUGGUGACCUUGAGGAACAACCUGACUGAAAGUAAUGACUCUGAUGGCACUGUUCAAAAGCCUAUGAUAUGGUCCCCGUCACCCAGUGGAAAAAGCCCUACCCUAACUUUUCAGCAGAGAUCCUCAAUGGAUAAUUGGAUGCAGUUGGGAAGGUGUGAAACUGACUUCAAGGAUGCCCUUUCCGCCUCUCAAUAUUUCGGAGAUUCCAAGGGGUUCUUUAUGCAAGCUUUUGACGACAAUCAAAACCGUCUUAAUCCUUUCAACAAUCAGUUUCAAGAUCAAGGAUCAGCUCAUCGCUUUGCGGACCCAUACUUCUUUAUGCCUCCACAACCUUCUCUGACUGUUGAAUCAAGCUCAAGAACGCACACAACAAACAAUGAGUUGCGCUUCUGGAGCGACCAGAAUACUGUCUAUGGCAAUUCAAGUGAUCAACCUCAAGGUUUUGGAUUUGGACAAAACCCAUCAAGUUGGUUAAAUCAGCCGUUUGCCCGGGUUGAACAGCCGCGAGUUUUCAGACCUCAUGCAUCAGUUGCUCCAUUUGAUUUGGAGAAAACAAGAGAAGGCAGUGGCUUUAAGAUUUUUGGGUUCAAAGUUGAUACCACCAGUGCAUCUCCUAUUCAGCUAAGCUCUCCGAUGGCUGCAAUGCGUGAGCAUCUGGUACAAACUCAACCAUUGGUAUCAAUGAAUGAAUUGCAACCUGUGCAAGCAGAGUGCUUACCUGAGGUGUCCGUAAGCACUGCUGGGACAGCAACUGAGAAUGAGAAAAGUGUUCAGCAAGCUCCGCAAAGUUCAAAAGAUAUCCAAAGCAAGUCCCAGGGUGCUUCGACCAGGAGUUGCACAAAGGUUCAUAAGCAAGGAGUUGCGCUUGGCAGAUCGGUGGAUCUCUCUAAGUUCAACGACUAUGACGAACUUAAAGCAGAACUAGACAAAAUGUUUGAAUUCAGGGGUGAAUUGGUGUCUGCUAACAAUAACUGGCAGAUUGUUUAUACUGACAAUGAGGGUGAUAUGAUGCUUGUGGGUGAUGACCCAUGGGAAGAAUUCUGCAACAUAGUGCGCAAGAUCUAUAUUUACACGAAGGAGGAGGUCCAGAAGAUGAACUCAAAAUCAUCUACCCCGAGAAAGGAGGAACCUCUAAUGGCUGGUGAAGAAUGUGCAGCCACAAACGAGUAGGGCUUGUCUGCCUGCAGCAAGCACUUUAUAUAACUAGGUUGUGUGAAGCUGAGGAUGCAUGAGGAACUUUCAUUGUGCCGGGUCCCAGCCAAGUAGCUCCUGAAAUCUUUUGCUUGUCUGAUGCGCAACCCCUUGGAUUUAGUAGGAAAUGUAGACUUGCCCUAUUUCCUUCUCUGCGUUAGCUCUUGGCAGAAAGUUUAAGGGCCAAGAUUGCUAUUAUUAUUGUUAUUGCCUCCCUCCUGAUUUGCUCUCCCUUCUGAUGUAAAUAUUUAUCCAUCCAGUCUUCACCCAUUAGCAGUAGUAGCAGUACUCCCGGCUAUUAACGAGCUAUUCCCGGCUUUUAAUUUCUGUAAGCUAGCUCUCUGUAGCCUGAGAAAAAUGGCAAACAAUGGUAUAUGUAUGUCUGAUCUUCUCACUGAAUGUAUUAUAGUUUAUAGAGGACCUCA
Phragmites australis (common reed) is the source of this 3072-nucleotide messenger RNA. RefSeq names its product auxin response factor 4-like. Gene Ontology annotation, cellular component: nucleus. Gene Ontology annotation, molecular function: protein binding; DNA binding. NCBI's taxonomy places the organism in Eukaryota, Viridiplantae, Streptophyta, Magnoliopsida, Poales, Poaceae. Gene Ontology annotation, biological process: regulation of DNA-templated transcription; response to hormone. The transcript has 15 exons. The record is from RefSeq and is a predicted model, not a curated record. Bases 206 to 2626 code for a protein of 806 amino acids.